Helianthus annuus (common sunflower) is the source of this 620-nucleotide messenger RNA. RefSeq lists its product as uncharacterized. The transcript has 2 exons. NCBI's taxonomy places the organism in Eukaryota, Viridiplantae, Streptophyta, Magnoliopsida, Asterales, Asteraceae. The record is from RefSeq and is a predicted model, not a curated record. Bases 244 to 456 code for a protein of 70 amino acids.
ACAACUAAUAAAAAUACAUAGUUAAAGGGCUCUAUUGUCAAAUUUCACUUUCCAUAUUCUGGUGGUCUUAACUCUUAAACCGCCGUCCCAUUACCACCACUCAAAACCCUAUCCCCGUCAUCAAUCUCCGGCGACCACCGCCAGUUUCCACCGUACAGCCACCGUUACAAUAAUAUUAACAACCGAGACGAAGGUUUCCAUUCGGUCAACUACUUUUUUUCUAGAUCGGAUUUCGUACAGCCAAUGGCGUUAACGAAUUUUAUACUCACCGUUGCCGGAGUUAGCGCGGUGAUUCUACUCAUGCGGAGCGAUGUCAAACAGUCUGCUUCUAUAUUCAAACGUAACGUUCGUCAGAUUCGUCACUGGCUUGAGGAAGAAUCUAAAUCAGCUGCAAAGGAAGUAGAGAAGGCAAAACCCAAGGAGCUUCCAAAGAAAGAUAUUCCCAAGGAUGAUUAAGCUGAGGUUCAUGGCUAGGGUUAGAAUAAAGAAUUUUCAAAUAUAUUUACGUGUACGUAAAAACUCGUAUUUUGGCUUGUUUUUUUAGCACAUACUUGUCUUUUUGGUAGCAAGAACGUAUAAAUGUCUUUUUAUUGUGUUGAUUAUGGUUUCCUUUGGCUCAA